AUGGAUAACCGAUCUAUUUUGAAUUCGUACGAAUCGACCGAACAUGCGCUCAUGGAUUCGUUCAAAGCAGCGGCUGUCAAAGUGACCAACUUGUACAAAGACGCCUUAGCACAGAAUCGUCGAGGUUAUGCUGCCGGCUACCAACAAGCCUUCCAGGACCUAUUCGAGUUUACACGGACCCAUGCUCACGGAUCAACACACAUUGCCGUGGAGGAUUUACUCGAAUUCGCACAACGCAAAGACGAGCAGCUCAUGGCAGAGCUUGGAUCAGAUGGUGUUCUAGAUGGCUCCAACCCUCCUUCUACAAGUACCACCACAACCACUGCUGCUGCUGCUGCUGCUACUACAACCACCAACAAUACCUCCACCCACACGACUACCACUCACAACCAUCUUUCCACGCCUACACCCGACCAAAAACAUCAAGAUGCCAUGGUUGAUAAGAGUAUAUUCCAGAUCGAUCCUAAUACUCAAUUCACCUUUACACCUCCUACAUUAUCGCCACGCGUACCUUAUGGAUCUAUGAUGGCAUCUCCAUGGAUGGUGCAUCCUCAUCAGCAACAACAACAACAUCAAGAAAACAUGGGUGAUACCCUAAAGCGACGACAUGUGGGUAAUGAGUUAUCGUUCAUGGGAAGGACUUUGAGCAACAUGGAUGUGGAUUCUACUGAACCUUCAAUGAAACGGAACAAGUCAAAGUAA
Lichtheimia ornata is the source of this 702-nucleotide messenger RNA. RefSeq lists its product as uncharacterized. The record is from RefSeq and is a predicted model, not a curated record. The coding region runs from base 1 to 702 and encodes 233 amino acids. The transcript has a single exon. NCBI's taxonomy places the organism in Eukaryota, Fungi, Mucoromycota, Mucoromycetes, Mucorales, Lichtheimiaceae.